GUGAAGGCAGCACAGAGACAAAAGUCCUUGAAGUCGCGGAGCGUGAAGAGGCGGAGAGACUGGGAGAGAGAGGUGUUAGAGCCGACACAAGUCUCUCAAACUCACACACACGGCCGUCUUCCCUCUCGCAGGGUUUGGAAUACUUUGCUUAAAGAACCGGAUUUUCCUCAGCCAUGGCUGUAGAAGGGGGAAUGAAAUGUGUCAAGUAUCUUCUUUUCUUUUUCAACUUAAUUUUCUGGAUAUGUGGGCUUGCGUUGAUUAUCGUGGGAAUCAUGGUUCAGAUGUCUCUGCACAAGACCUUCAUGAUCAAUGAUGCAUCAGCCUCUGGAGCUCCCAUCGUCCUCAUCGGAGUUGGAGUAUUGAUUUUCUUCAUUGCCUUUUUCGGCUGCUGCGGAGCAUGGAAGGAAAACUACUGCAUGGUCACCACGUUUGCCGUCCUUUUGUCACUGAUCAUCAUUGCUGAGAUCGCUGCAGCAAUCGCUGGAUACGUCUUCAGAAACAAACUCUCUACCGUCGUCCAGGAUAGCCUCACUGAAAUGAUCAACAGUUACAAAAAUGGCACAGCUGAAUUCAAAGCCUCCGUGGAUGGUAUGCAAGAGAAUUGGAAGUGCUGUGGGGUGAACAGCAGUGCUGACUGGAGGAACUUUGACCCUGACGGCAACACAGUGCCUGACUCGUGCUGCUUGAAUGUGUCUAAAGACUGCGGAAAAGGGGCCAUGGCAGACAAAACCAAAGUGUACCAGACGGGUUGUCAUGAUGUGAUUGAGGCUGCCCUGAAGAAAAACAUUCAGUGGGUGAUAGUUGCUGCUCUUGUUAUUGCUUUGUUGCAGAUAAUGGGCAUUGUGUUCGCCUGCAUGUUGAUGAGAGGCAUCCGCAGUGGUUACGAAGUCAUGUGAUCUCCACCUGAGUAGGUGCUGACUGGGCAGGCUACAGUAACUGAGAUCUUCUUUCUGCAACUUGCUAAUAAACUUGCUACUAAACACAGCAACAUUUUCCUCCCUUAUAUAGUUUGGUUAUAUUUUCAUAGUUGAGCAAUGUCCCCACUUUUAUAUUGUACAUGCAUAUUAAUAUUAGAAAAGGUUAAUGUCCAAUCUGAUGUUAGUUCAUGUUCUUUGUUAAGAGGAAGCCCCAUAUCUCUCUCUUCUUGUACCGUUCUUCUGAAUCUAAUUUUGGGUUGAGUUUCUGUGUUUUGCUUAUUUCCAGUUUUAAUUUUUUAUUAAAGACCAUUUAAAAUAA
Cololabis saira (Pacific saury) is the source of this 1236-nucleotide messenger RNA. It is a transcript of the gene cd63, whose product is annotated as CD63 molecule. The coding region runs from base 174 to 896 and encodes 240 amino acids. Gene Ontology annotation, cellular component: membrane. The transcript has 8 exons. The record is from RefSeq and is a predicted model, not a curated record. NCBI's taxonomy places the organism in Eukaryota, Metazoa, Chordata, Actinopteri, Beloniformes, Belonidae.